AAUUAGCCACUUAUUUCAACUUAUUUAUCAGUGUGCAUGAUGUUCACUAGCAAACAAAAAGUACCUCUUGUUAGGAAACUUCUCAAUCAUGGCCCAUUUUAUAUGAGCAUUAUAUGAGCAACACUUCUAUAAAUUAUGUUUGGACCCAUGAAACGUUGAUGGAUUUCUCACCGGAAUGUUUGGCCCGGUGCGUAGGUUGUUGGGACAGCUUGACAACACGGACCUAUCACGAUUCCUUUGAUGUCUUUACAAUGUUUGUCCAGUUGCUUAGCGCAUGGUGCUCCUUCAUAAAAGUUUCAGACACUGGACAACCAUGGGGGCGGUCAGAGGGGCUGCCCUACCUCUAGUCACACCAAUAUUGCGUCUCUCUAUCUCUUUGUGUAGUGAGUUGACUCCGCACGCCUUGGAAGUCAGUAUAGAUAAUACCUAUGAUUUUGUGCAGUUCUUGUUGAAUUCUAACGGUUUUGCGAUUUUAUUAAACCAGAGAGUGGUUCCACAGAUCUUAUUUUUUCCCUCUUAUUCGAGGCUACUUGUUGAAUCAAUGUCCAGCGCACAGGGAGAUAUUUUUGUUGGACAAUGGUUUAUUCAUCUGAAAUUUGAGAACGGUUUCUCUUGCACCGCGAGCAACAAAUUGGCACUUGUACACAGAUUGGUUACGCACAAACUGGAUGGCUGCAUUUGAACAGAAUGUACGUAUUUUCUUGAGGGGCUGCACGGAAGUUAUUGAACUUGUUGAUGGAUGACUUUCAUGAAACGUUCCUUUAAAAUGAAUAGAACAUCCCUCAGCCGUCGAGGGGUUGGAGGUGGAAAGAACGUGGACAAGCACCAGCCAAAAGCACUUACAUACCCAAAAGGACUCUUAUCAGGACGCGUUGGUUGGUCCUCUCUUGUGUUUUUGGUUUGCCUCUGCACAUUCCCACAACAGACGUGGAGUGCAAGUCUAGCUGGUUCCAAAGUGGAACAUCCAGGAGUUUGUCCCAACAAGCUGAAUGCCAACCUCUGGGUUGAUGCACAAAGCACCUGCGAACGGGAAUGUGAAGUUGACCAGGACUGUGCUGGCUUUGAGAAGUGCUGCACCAACGUGUGUGGACUUUUCAGCUGUGUGGCCGCCCGUUUCUCUGAUGGCACCCCUGCUCAGCCGGAUGGCCAGGGCGGAGGAGGGAAGGGCUCCGGGGGCCAGGGUUCCAUCGCCACCUGCCAGGGCUUCAUCUGCAGUCAACAGGGGGCCACCUGCGACAUCUGGGAGGGCCAGCCCAUCUGCAAGUGCCAGGACCACUGCGAGAAGGAGCCCAGCUUUACCUGUGCCUCCGACGGACUCACCUACUUCAACAAGUGUUACAUGGACGCUGAGGCCUGUACACGGGGUGUGACACUAACCGUGGUGACCUGCCGGUUUCAUCUAUCCGGGCCUCAAACAAGUCCACUCCCCCAGGACACAACAGCGAACCCCACGCUGACAUCCUCCCUGGAGGACCCCAUUCCCCCAACGCUCUUCUCCAACCCCAGCCACCAGUCGGUCUACAUAGGCGGCACGGUGAGCUUCCACUGCGACGUGAUGGGUGUCCCACGGCCUGUCGUGACCUGGGAGAAGCAGAGUGAGCGCCACGAGAGCCUGGUAAUGCGGCCCGACCGGAUGUAUGGCAACGUGGUCAUCACAAACAUCGGCCAGCUAGUCGUCUACAACGCCCAGGUGUGGGACACGGGCAUCUACACUUGCGUUGCCCGAAAUGCCGCCGGGGUCCUCCGCGCUGACUACCCUCUCUCCGUCAUCCGUCGGGCCGAGGAAGACGUCUUCUCCGAGGAACCCGAGAUGGCAGGCAUGCCCAUGGGGCUACCGUUCUCGCCCGCUGACUGCCUGGCGGAGGUGGACCGGCGGGAGUGCUCCACCGAGCGCCACGUUGACUGGUACUAUGAUGCCGAGCAAGGCACCUGCCUGGCCUUCUCCAACGGGGGCUGCGAUGACAGCCGCAACCGCUUCGAGACCUACGAGGAGUGCCGGGCAUCCUGCCAGAGGGAGGGGAUGGGGAUCUGUUCCUUACCCGCGGUCCAGGGCCCCUGCAAGAGCUGGGAGGCCCACUGGGCCUGGAACUCCCUCUUGAAACAAUGCCAGGCCUUCGCUUACGGCGGUUGCCAGGGCAACGACAACCGCUUCCGAUCCAAGAAGGAGUGCGAGGCCAACUGCCCGCAGUCCAAACGACGAGCCUGCAAAACAUGCCGGGUCAAAGGUAAAAUCGUCCCGAGCCUGUGCCGGAGCGAUUUCGCCAUCGUCGGUCGAUUGACGGAACUGAUCGAGGACCUUGAUUCUGGGAUCGCCCGGUUCAGUCUAGAAAAGAUCCUCCGCGACGAGAAGAUGGGCUUGGCGUUCUUUAACACCCAGCACCUGGAGGUGACCCUGGCUAAGAUGGACUGGAGCUGCCCCUGCCCCAACAUCACCAUGGAGGAGGGCCCCCUAUUGGUCAUGGGGGAGGUGCAGGACGGCAUGGCCGUGAUACAGCCCGACAGCUAUGUCAGACCCAUCUCUGAUAAGAGGCUGAAGAGGAUUCAUGAAGUCUUGGAGAAGAGGACCUGUGAGAUGCUGCAGAGGUUCCGGGACUAGGGGCUCUAUUCAAUUCGUAUCGCGGAAGUUCAGCGUUACAGUGCGAUUGAAAUUUAAAGGCAAUGUUCUCGCAUUAGCAGACUGCAU
Molecule: messenger RNA, 2683 nt
Organism: Coregonus clupeaformis (lake whitefish)
Lineage: Eukaryota; Metazoa; Chordata; Actinopteri; Salmoniformes; Salmonidae
Gene: wfikkn1
Product: WAP, follistatin/kazal, immunoglobulin, kunitz and netrin domain containing 1
Exons: 2
Coding region: 740-2596 (618 amino acids)
Cellular component (GO): extracellular region
Molecular function (GO): protein binding; serine-type endopeptidase inhibitor activity
Source: RefSeq, a predicted model, not a curated record